Micromonas pusilla CCMP1545 is the source of this 1463-nucleotide messenger RNA. RefSeq lists its product as uncharacterized. The transcript has a single exon. Lineage: Eukaryota; Viridiplantae; Chlorophyta; Mamiellophyceae; Mamiellales; Mamiellaceae. The coding region runs from base 1 to 1401 and encodes 466 amino acids. The record is from RefSeq and is a predicted model, not a curated record.
AUGGCGUCGCUCGCGACGCCCGAGCUCGCGUCGACGAGCCGCGUCGGCGCGGCGUCGUCCUCGUUCGCCGCGCGUCUUCGCGUCCUCGCGUCCUCGCGACCGCGCGACCGCGCGCGCACACGUCAUCGCGAGCGCGUCGCGCCCUCGAUCCGAUGCAUGGCGAAAGCCGGGCGCAGCUCGAAGAGCGGCGGUCGCGGCAAGGGCGGCGGCGGCGGCGGCGGCGGCGGCGGCGGCGGCGGAGGCGACGCCGCGCCCGCGCGCGCGCGCGCGGCGGACACCCCGCGGCGCAUCACGGGCAAGCUGGGCAACAUGAGCGUCAACACGCAGAUCAAACUCGUGGAGCGGUACCGGACGCUCACCGGGGGCGGCGGCGCCGCGAAGACGACCUCCUCCCCGAAGGGCGGCUCCGCGGCGAAGCCCGCGACCGUGGAGCGCACGGGCUUUCGCAAGACGAAGGACGAGGCGUACCAAGAGGAGCUCGCGCGGAGACGAGCGGCGAAGCAAGCGGAAGCGCGGCAUCUCGCGAGUCUCAAGUCGCACCCGCUCGGCGCGCGCGGCGCCCCGCCCGUGCUCCUCGUGGACGGGUACAACGUCUGCGGCUGCGACGAGGGCGAGGAGAGAGGGCUGCCGCUGAAGAAGCUGUUCCUCGAGGGAGACUUGGAGCGCGCGCGACGCGAGCUCGUCGAGGAGCUGGAAAACCUCGCCGCGCACAAGGGCUACAGAGUCGUCGUCGUCUUCGACGCGGACCGCCGCGACGGCGCGACGGACGCGGCGACGAAGACGAAGAGCGGCGUCUGGGAGGUCUACUCCGUGAGCAACGACGCGGACUCGUGGAUCGAGCGCGCGUCCAUCGAGGAGCUGAGCGGGCGGUCCAGCGUGGAGAAGGUUCUGAACGAGGCGCGGCGGACGUCGUCGGGACGCGUCGCGCUGAGUUCGAUGGACGAGAGCGACGCGGCGGGGUCCGCGGACGACGGCGACGAGAACACCCCGGGGUCGACGUUCGCGGCGGCGAAGGCGAAACGGCUCGUGUACGUCGCGACGAGCGACGUCGCGCUGAGCACCGUGGUCCGAGGGAACGGCGCGUACGCGAUCAGCAGCGGGUCUCUCAUCGAGGAGAUCAUCGCCGCGCGGAAUUCGGAGACGGAAAUUUUACGCGACCUCGCGGUGAAAGCGAAGUGGGGCGGGGAGAAGCGCGGCUUGGGCGUCGUCGCGAAAGACUCCGAGACCGCGGAUAAGCUCAUGCAGAUGUACUUGAACGCGCCGAACGCGACGACGACGAAGUUCGCGAGUUUGACCGGCGGGUUCUCUUCGAAGCCGAAGAAGGGGAAGAAGAAUAAAAAGAAACCGAAAGGGGUCGCGACUGACGCCGCCGCGACCGACGAAAGCGACAGCCAGGCGUAAAGAAGCAUACGAUAGCAUUAGCGCGCACGCGUAGCACGUGUAUUAUUACAACCAUCACGAUC